CCUUCAGUAUAGUCGCCAUUUUCAGAGGCUAUUUGAGACCAGCACCGAGGGACUGAAUGUAAGAUUACUUGGAACAUGCCACAUGUGGGCAGCACAAGCUGUUUGUUACUGGUUCUAUCAUGCUUGGUUGGCAUUCAGUUUGCUAUUAGUCAAGAAAGGGUCUGCUCAUAUGCUGUAGCAAAGGAAGAGACACGACAGACAUACGUUAUAUACACUCGCUUAUCAUCCUACUCUUGCUAUUUCAUCUCCACAUGUUACAGGCGACAUUACUAUCAACAACCUGUAUAUCGUUCAUACACUGUAUACUACAUUGAAAACAAAUGCUGUGAAGGAUACAUAGGCAAUGCAGAACAGUGUUCACCAAUAUGUACAGAGUGUGCUGAGUCGCAUCUUUGUCUGGCACCAUACACAUGUGUUUGUCCUGCUGAAUGGUCCAGCAAUGACUGCAUAGAGCCGCCACAAAAUGUUACUCUAACAGCAACUGGAUCAGACAGACUAGAGUUCCGUUGGGAGCCACCUCCACACAACAUACACCGCCAGUUCGCCACUUUAUACAUUGUCUUCUUCCGAAACGAAGCCCAUUUUGUUAAUGCUUCAAGCAAUUUGGUCAUGCAGCUCGAGUCACUGACUCCAUACACUACUUACAACUGCUGUGUAGCUGCUAAUACAACCUCUGGACCAUCAAGACUAGCCUGUACAUCUCAAACAACACUAAGAACAGGAGCAGUAGAGAAUCUGGAGGUUGUUGCACUGAGUGACAAGAUGCUCGGUGUAUCAUGGGGUCCUCCAUCCUCUCCGAACGGAGCCAUUGCCAACUACGAACUGAUAGUCACCAACCUCAUUAACUUUACUGAAAAAGACUUACAACAUUUCCAAAGAUGCUAUAAUACAACUAUUUGUGAUGGAAUAGGUGAGUUGAUACAUUAAUGUAUGCUCUUGUGCAUUCUUGAUUACACCCCAAAUCAGACUGC
Messenger RNA from Geodia barretti, 971 nucleotides. The record is from the annotation of a GenBank genome assembly. Lineage: Eukaryota; Metazoa; Porifera; Demospongiae; Tetractinellida; Geodiidae.